Molecule: messenger RNA, 606 nt
Organism: Penicillium brevicompactum
Lineage: Eukaryota; Fungi; Ascomycota; Eurotiomycetes; Eurotiales; Aspergillaceae
Exons: 1
Coding region: 1-606 (201 amino acids)
Source: RefSeq, a predicted model, not a curated record
AUGCACGAAAAUCUCGCCAACCCCGCCGCCCCGAGAGGAUCUGAUUCCCGCGCCAAUUCGAGAGCCACCGCAACCGAUCGGAGCUCGACCUCAAACAGAAAUUCACAAUCCGCUCCGGUGCUGCAAGAUGCCACCGCCGCGCGCAUGGAUGAUUGUCUCGUGCCGGACGAAGCCCCGGCGUUCCAUUCCCAUUUGAAUCACGCCGAGAUCUCCCCCGCGGUACAACUCGAUAAAUUUCUGAGCGCAUCGAUGCUCCAAGCUCGCGAGACCCCGAUAUCCCAUCAGAAUCUCUCUUUGGGUUCAAACGAAGCAGAGUACCCCGAAGAUAUUCCGAUCAACCGCGGGCUGGUGCCGUUCAGUGAUGCAACUGGCCCUUUGCGACCUGAAUAUCGUCAUUCGCAAUUUGUGUUGAAUCAGACCCCUGAUGAAAGGGAACGAAUUAGCCCUUCGAGGCAGCAGAGCCCCGUUGAUGCGGUCGAUUACUCGCAGAUUUCCAUGAUGAACAGUGAAGUUGAGAAUGCCUCUUCUCACUGCUUCCAGAUGAGUAAGAGACUUAGCGCCUAUGGCAAUGUGAUAGAUUUCUCACCCCUGUCCGUAUUUAGAUAA